ACCUUUUCAACGCCUAGAUAAUUGUGCUGACGGCACACAUUUAGGAUGUCUCCGAAAAUUUGUAAACUGUUUUUCGUAUUUCUCAUCAUAGGAGUUUUUGAUUAUUCCGAAGCUCAAGCCAAGAAAAAGGCCGGAAAUGGUGGUGAGAAGAAAGCAGUAGGAAAUAAGCAAGGAAACAAAUACAAAAAUGGACCAGGGACGACGAUUUUAGAUCCACAAAAAAAAUGGCCAAAGGGAAACGUUUACUAUGAACUGAAUCCUAGUUUCGAGGAUAAGUACCAUCCGUUAUUGGCCCAAGCUAUAAACCACAUUGAGGGCCGGACAUGCCUGCGUUUCAGGCAGAGUAAAGAAGCUAAAGACCGUAUCGUAAUAAAGAACGCUGGAGACAAGUCAUGCACUUCCCCGAUUGGAAGGCAAGGGGGUCAACAAGAAAUAGUUCUUGGGAAAAACUGUAACCAAAUUAAAAAGUUUAUGCACGAGUUAUUGCACGCUUGUGGAUUUGCCCAUGAACAAGGAAGGCAGGACAGAGACGAAUAUGUAAAAGUGUUUUUCCAAAAUAUUAAAGACGAGUCCAAAUUUGCUUUCGAAAAAGCAGACGAGAAGCAUUUUGGUGGAUUUGGUACUCCGUACGACUACAAAAGUAUUAUGCACUAUGGAAGAAAAGGAUUUAGCAAAAAUGGAAAAGAAACGCUGAUCCCAACAAAAAAUCCAAAAGCUGAUAUCGGGGAUGUGGACAAAAUGAGCAGAUACGAUAUUGAGGAUGUCAAUAAUUUGUAUUGUAAAACUGUGCGGAAUGCUUGCUUCAAAAGCGCUAGUGGCGGGUUUAUGAACCUCAAUGCAAAACUAGCCGGAGAUGGAGUUCAAGUGAUAACCAAACCAAAAAUGAAUGGGGUGACAGCAAAAUGGACCUUCGAGGGUUCUGAUUUUUUUGGAAAGAAAGGUAGUGAAAUCUGGAGUUGGGCUCAGACUGGAGGUGGGGUUAAAGUUUUAACUGAAAACUUGUCCAAGAACGCUGUUAUUGUUGCGUCGAGCCAAGGGAGUCAAAAUCAAUUGUGGUUGGGAAUGAACGUUGGUAAAGGGAAAAAUGUAAAAUAUCUCGUGAAAAACUUCAAGUCUGGAAGAUGCCUACAAUCUACGAAGGGAAAUGACCAACUUAAAACUGUCAAAUGCAACGCCAAGGCACAAAACCAACUAUGGACAUUCCCGACUGUAGUCCCCUAAUUAUUUGUUGUUUUCAAUACAAUAAUAAAUAAUCAGAAAUCCAGAAA
Messenger RNA from Folsomia candida, 1268 nucleotides. Its product is annotated as zinc metalloproteinase nas-15. Lineage: Eukaryota; Metazoa; Arthropoda; Collembola; Entomobryomorpha; Isotomidae. The record is from RefSeq and is a predicted model, not a curated record. The transcript has 10 exons. Gene Ontology annotation, molecular function: metalloendopeptidase activity; zinc ion binding. The coding region runs from base 46 to 1221 and encodes 391 amino acids. Gene Ontology annotation, biological process: proteolysis.